UAUAUCAACUUUAUCACAGUUAUUUGUGCUCCAAACUUCAUAAAGAAAUGAUCGAUCUUGAGAUUCAGCAUUUUAAACUCAACAGAUAUCUAUUACUCAUUGUUGGCUUAUGGCCUUUACAACAAUCGAAUCUAACACGAUUACAGUUUGUUAUUUUAUCUAGUACAAUAAUGACGAUUAUCAUACUUCAGCUUAUGACACUUAUUACAUUAAAUUGUACUACGGAUCUAAUUAAUGUUUUGUGUUCCAUAUGUUUUAUUGCUGGUAUAUGGGCUGCAAAAUACAACUCAUUUUAUCUAAAUAUGGAAGCUAUGAAGGAUUUAUUGGUGCAACUUCGGAAUAUAUGUAAUGGAUUAGAAGAUAAAAACGAAAUUGCUAUUAUGAAAAAGUAUAGUUGUAAUGCAAAUCGUUACACGACUGUACUGGCUAUACUUGGCAUUUGCGGCAUUUUCAUUGUUACAAUAAGCAUGCAUUGGUCGAGAAUUCUUUAUAUUAUUUUAAACGUGAACAUAUCUCUGUCACAUCACUUACCGAUUAAAAUAGAAUACUUUAUCGAUCAAGAUAAGUAUUUUUAUUUGAUUCAGUUACAUAUCAUCAUGUUAUUGUGCAUCGGAAUAACUGUCACAGUAGCAAUAGGAGCGAUGCUUAUUACGUUUACUCAAUAUUUCUGUGGUAUGUUUAGAAUUUCCAGUUAUCGCAUUAAACGCGCAGUGCACAUCGAUGUGCUAGAAAAUAUCAAAGCGAAGAAAGAGAAUGUAACAUUGAAAGGAAUAAUUUGUGCCGUCAAUAUUCAUCGGCAAGCUAUGAAAUUAUGUCGACUUUUAGAAACUACAAUUAACCCAAUGUUCUUUUCCUUAAUAACGACCGGAGUAGUCUCUUUGAGUCUUAGUUUUUUUCAAAUUUUUCAGAUUAUAUCAAUCGGAGGUAAUAUUAAGGAAUUCAUAUUUCCCAUUAUAAUUAUGCUUGUCAUUAUGAUAUACAUGUUUCUAGCUAAUUAUCUUGCGCAAGAUAUAACGGAUCACAAUAAUGACAUCUUUGUAUCUGUGUAUAACGUUCAGUGGAAUGUAGCUCCAUUACAUAUACAGAAAGUGAUAUUAUUUUUGCUGCAAAGAGGCACCAAAGACUUUACUGUAUGUGCCGGCGGACUAUUCGUCGGGUCGUUGGAGUGUUUUGCCACGCUAGUGAAAGCAUCGGUCUCUUAUUUUACUGUUAUAUCUUCAGCGCAAUUAUAA
Messenger RNA from Camponotus floridanus (Florida carpenter ant), 1232 nucleotides. RefSeq lists its product as uncharacterized. Lineage: Eukaryota; Metazoa; Arthropoda; Insecta; Hymenoptera; Formicidae. The coding region runs from base 48 to 1232 and encodes 394 amino acids. Gene Ontology annotation, biological process: detection of chemical stimulus involved in sensory perception of smell; sensory perception of smell. Gene Ontology annotation, cellular component: plasma membrane. The transcript is spliced from 9 exons. The record is from RefSeq and is a predicted model, not a curated record. Gene Ontology annotation, molecular function: odorant binding; olfactory receptor activity.